Urocitellus parryii (Arctic ground squirrel) is the source of this 5023-nucleotide messenger RNA. RefSeq names its product CHM Rab escort protein (gene Chm). Gene Ontology annotation, molecular function: GDP-dissociation inhibitor activity. Gene Ontology annotation, biological process: intracellular protein transport; vesicle-mediated transport; protein geranylgeranylation. The record is from RefSeq and is a predicted model, not a curated record. Lineage: Eukaryota; Metazoa; Chordata; Mammalia; Rodentia; Sciuridae. Gene Ontology annotation, cellular component: Rab-protein geranylgeranyltransferase complex; cytosol; nucleus.
CACAUGACAGGUUUCCUCUCAAGAUGGCGGAUAAUCUCCCUUCGGAGUUUGAUGUGAUCGUAAUAGGGACGGGUUUGCCUGAAUCCAUCAUUGCGGCUGCAUGUUCAAGGAGUGGCCAGAGGGUUCUGCAUGUUGAUUCAAGAAACUACUAUGGAGGAAACUGGGCCAGUUUUAGCUUUUCAGGACUGUUGUCCUGGCUAAAGGAAUAUCAGGAAAACAAUGACAUUGUGAUUGAUAGUUCGCUGUGGCAAGAACAAAUCCUUGAAAAUGAAGAAGCCAUUGCCCUUAGCAGGAAGGACAAAACUAUUCAACACGUGGAAGUAUUUUGUUAUGCCAGUCAGGAUUUGCAUGAAUAUGUUGAAGAAGCUGGUGCACUGAAGAAAAAUCAUGCUUGUGUGACACUUGUGAACUCCUCAAAAGCUGCAGAUUCUGCCUGUCUGCCUACAGAAGAUGAGUCAUUAAGCACUGAGAGCUGUGAAGUGCCUGCAGAACAAACUCCAAGCAGUGAUCCAGAGAGUACCCUAGAAGUAAAUGAUGCUGAAGCGACAGGGGAAAAAGAAAACCAUAGUGAUGAUAAAACUUCAGAAGAAAAAACAAAUGAAAAUGUGCCUACAGCAGAGGACACUGCAGAGCAACCAAAGAAAAAUCGGAUUACUUACUCACAGAUUGUUAAAGAAGGCAGGAGAUUUAAUAUUGAUUUAGUGUCAAAGCUCCUGUAUUCUCGGGGAAUGCUAAUUGAUCUUCUAAUCAAAUCUAAUGUUAGUCGAUAUGCAGAAUUUAAAAAUAUCACCAGGAUUCUUGCUUUUCGAGAAGGAAGAAUGGAACAGGUCCCUUGUUCCAGAGCUGAUGUCUUUAAUAGCAAACAACUUACUAUGGUAGAAAAGCGAAUGCUGAUGAAAUUUCUUACCUUUUGUAUGGAAUAUGAGGAACAUCCUGAUGAAUAUAAAGCCUAUGAAGACAUUACAUUUUCUGAGUAUUUAAAAACUCAAAAAUUAACCCCAAACCUCCAGUAUUUUGUCCUGCAUUCAAUUGCAAUGACAUCAGAGACAACCAGCAGUACCAUUGAUGGUCUCAAAGCUACCAAAAACUUUCUUCACUGCCUUGGGCGGUAUGGCAACACUCCAUUUUUGUUUCCUUUAUAUGGCCAAGGAGAACUUCCUCAGUGUUUCUGCAGGAUGUGUGCUGUGUUUGGUGGAAUCUAUUGUCUUCGCCAUUCUGUACAGUGCCUUGUAGUGGACAAAGAAUCCAGAAAAUGUAAAGCAAUUAUAGAUCAGUUUGGUCAGAGAAUAAUCUCUAAGCAUUUCCUUGUGGAGGACAGUUACUUUUCUGAGAACACAUGCUCACGUGUGCAAUACAGGCAGAUCUCCAGGGCAGUUCUGAUUACAGACAGAUCUGUACUAAAAUCAGAUUCAGAUCAACAGAUUUCCAUUUUAAUAGUACCAGCAGAGGAGCCAGGAAGUUUUUCUGUUCGAGUCAUUGAGUUAUGUUCUUCAACGAUGACAUGCAUGAAAGGCACCUAUUUGGUUCAUUUGACUUGUACAUCUUCUAAAACAGCAAGAGAAGAUUUAGAAGCAGUUGUGGAGAAAUUGUUUACUCCAUAUACAGAAACAGGGAUAGAAAAUGAAGAAGUUGAAAAGCCAAGAAUUCUGUGGGCUCUCUAUUUCAAUAUGAGAGAUUCUUCCGACAUCAACAGGAACUGUUAUAAUGAUUUACCAUCCAAUGUUUAUGUCUGCUCUGGACCAGAUGGUGGUUUAGGAAAUGAUAAUGCAGUCAAACAGGCUGAAACAAUUUUCCAGAGUAUAUGCCCCAAUGAAGACUUCUGUCCACCCCCACCAAAUCCUGAAGAUAUUGUCCUUGAUGGAGACAGUUCACAACCAGAAUCUUCAGAAUCCAGUGCCAUUCUAGAAGCCAACUCAGAGAUUCCCGCAGAAACUACAAUCCUGGGAAACCCAGAGGAGACCUCUGAGUAAAGGCUAUAUACCAAACUCAAUACUCCACUUUGGAAAUUCCCAUGGGCUCCACAAUUUUCUUGACGUAAAAAAACUUUUAGAAGUCAGCAGCCAGUUGACAUGCAGAAUUAUAAGAAGCAACAGGUCAAAGAAAUCCAUAAGGGAAUUUUCCUUAAAAGAGGACAUUCCAGUAACACAAAGCACUUAUAAAGCACAUUGACUUACAUGCCUAUUUUAAAUACAAAAACCUAUGAAAUUAACCAGAUAAAAAUUAUAAAUGAACUGAUUCCUGGGAAUAUAACUAUGGAUUUAAAAGUAAUCCUAUGCAUUGUUAAUAAUUUUGUGGUGUUAGGACAACUUCUUUUUGCCACUUUGGAUCUUUUUUAAAAGCUACACCUUCAGAAUCAGCUCACAUAUCUCCUUUGAUUAUUUAUUAAAAUUACAGAUGUGAGCAUAUGACAAAACAUAAAAGCAUAUGUAAAUUCAGUGGAGAAAAACUGAAGCAUCAAGAUCCAGGCCAAAGUAUGUGUUUGGAAUAAAAGUUUGUUUUCUGUGUUGACAACAAUAUAAAAUGCCAAUAUUAAGAUAUUUAGGCACUUUUACAGACAAACCUUAAAUCCAUUACUCAGUAAUGUUUUAAAAUAUUAGUAAUAAUAUUUAUAUGUGAAUCUUCUACACACUGGAAAAAGCUCAAUCAUGAAGUAUUGAAAGAAUAAAAGAAAAGGUUUAGAUAGGAUCCCUGAUAUUUGGAAAUUCUAUGGCAUCAAGUAACUGGAACACUAUCCUAAUUGUCUACAGACCUAAUUUAGUCAGAGCUGUGCUACUGAUAGUAGGCAAAUUGUUUUAUCUUCUGAAACUAAAUCUCAAUAUGUAAAGAAGAAACAAUAAUCUGCCUAUUAUGUGACAGUGCUUAUGAAGAUGAAAGCAAUGCCAUCCUUAGACUGUUUUAUUCUGGAAAAUUUUGUUUCAGAAUUUUCUCAUUGACUUGGGACUGAAUAUCAAAAACCCUGUGCAGAAAAUAAUUGCUUGUCAUAAAAAUAGAUCAUGUUUUUGUAUUAAGCUUUUUAAAUGAAUAUUUGUGUCUGAACUUAGUAUUUAGUACUCUUUAUAGACCAGUAAACAUAGUAACACAUGGAUUUCUAAUUUUGAAAUAUAAGUAAGGCAAACACUCUGUAAAUUCUUCAUAUUCCUUUUCUGAUAGGUAGGCCUGAAACCAUAAAGGUCUCUGAAUAGAGUGUAACAUUUGGUAAACCCUAAUACACACUCCAAAUAAAUAUGAGAGUGUAUACAUAGGCAGCAAAUCUACAUACAGCAACAGUGCCUGCAUUUAAAUUUUCCUAAUGCCAAGCUCUGAUGGUUUACUUCUUUUGAGCAAUAGUUUUAACUUAGAACUGCUUGUAAAUAAAUAGACAGACUUGAAGCCUCUUGUCACAUAGUUUGGCUUUUAUUGCCUCUCAGGGAGCUAUGGCUCCAGUGGAAAGCACAUAGUUCUUACACACUUCAGCUGCAAAUGGUCCCUGACCUCCUCUUGUUCUGGAAAAGGUCUUGAAGCUAGUUGUGACAGUAAUAGAUUCGUGGGAAAUGGAAAGAACCAAGGAAUGUAGCUCUUGCUUCACCUUUCCAACCCCCACAUAUAGAGCUGAAUCCAGAGGAAAGGAAAACUUUCUAGCCUCUCAGGCUGUUCCUGUCCCCUCCUCUCAUUGUACAGCACCUCCCCUGUCUUAUUUGCCCUCUCUUUCUCUCUUUUCCCCUUUUAUAAUGUCACACACAAAUCAGGGACAGUAGAAUCACAUUAUAACAUAAUAUAUAAGGAUUCAGAUCUUUUUUGAACUCAAAUCAUGUUUUUGAAGCCUAAUUAGGACAAUGCACUGAAUGCUUAGUACAUACCCAUAAGUAUACCAGGAAUUGGUCCUGCCCUUCAAUACCAGCAAUAUAAAAGCUUCUACUAUAUGAGAGUAUUAAAUAUGAAUAUAAUUGCAGUAAGUUGUACCACUCAAGAUAUUACACUUUUUUUGUAAUCUUAGAGUUAAGGCUCUCCUGAAUGCAGAUGCACAUUUAUGUAAACAGACAAUCAGGGUAGGCCUAAUAUAACUAAAAAAAAAUAUUAGAUAGCCUUAAUGCAGCUGUCUAUAUAUAGAACAAGAAGCUAAUUUGUACUCUCAUGGCCCAGCCCACAUUGUACCAUAUUUCAUCUGUUCAACAAUAUCAGAGUCUCUCUUCCAUGCCAUUUACUAAAUAACAUAGAAAUGUUUAAAAGCUCCUGAGUAUGAUUUGUGAUGAAUACAAUACUACACAACUGCUAAGAACCUUAUUACAGAAUUCUAGCUAUUUCUGGUUGCCUCAGAAUGUAAUAGAUAUUAUUUAAGAGCUUUCUCUUCAGUUAUCUUAAUACUUAAAGUACUUGUUUCUGUAGAUAUUAAAUCGAAGUAAAAAAUUUUGAUUUUGUUGCAAAACUUUAAACAUGAAGGCAUAAGAAUAAAAUUUAUGUACAUAAUUAGAAAAAAUUCAGUAGCUAAUUAAAAAAUUUGAAAAAUUUUAUUAGACUUGAAUAUUUAAAUAUUUACUUGUGCAUGCUUAUUAACCAAAAAUGAUAUAUAUUCAGUUUAAUGAUUCAUAAGAGCAUUAAUAACUAAUGCUUCUGUAUUUUAUUUCUAGUUGGUGUGCCUGCCCAAGAAAACAUAAUUAUAAUGAAGGUCAAUUUAUAUAUUUUUCUAUAGUGAAAUGGCCAGUUAAUGGGUAACUUCUAGAAUAGUGGUAGUUUCUCAGAUUGGCAAUCAUUUGUCCAAAAUAAUAGCCUUGAUUAUUUAAUUUUAUUAUUGAUUAUAAUGAUUUAUUCUGUCAAGGCCAAACUUUCCUGGAUUGGCUGCCCCUGGUCUAAACUCCUGAAAAAUUCCAAAACAAUUGUUUAGAAUUGAUAAAUAGAAGUGAUCAUUAAAACUUAAAUUGUAAUUCUGCAAAUCAGUUGUUUACUGCUACCAGUAUUGAAUAAUUUGUCUUAUUCUCAGUAAAUUUUGUCAAAUUCCAAAAAGCAUGAAUCUAUAUAUAUGGUCAUUUAUAAUUUGUAUACUGUAACA